CACACACAUACACACACACACACACACGCCCACAUUCCACUGAGGAACGUUGUGUGAUGUAUAAUUAUUCACAGGAUUAGAUAACGUGACUUUUGGAGCCACACUUAAGGAUUGUCAUUCUAGAUGAACGCUUGCUUUUACUGCAGUGAAACCGUGUGAAGAAAAAACAACAGUAGAUUCAGGAAAGAUGUCUUCCCAAGUCAGACUGAGGCUGCUGCCGAGAGCCAGAUGCAUGUUCGAUGAGCCCGUCCAGGUGAAGGUGGCCGGGCUGAGGUCCAGACAGGUGGUCACCGUGAGAGCCAGAUCGACCGACGAGAAGGAAGUGGUGUUCAGCUCCUCGGCCACCUACAGGGCCGAUGGGGGCGGGGAGGUCGACCUGGAGAGGGACCCCUCUCUCACUGGGAGCUACACCGGGGUUGAGCCCAUGGGUCUGCUGUGGUCCAUGAGGGCAGACUCUUUGCACAAAAGGUUUCAAAGAACAAAGUCACUAAACCCUCACGUGGUGAAGUUCUCCGUGCACGAGGAGGAGGGCAGGAUGCUGGCAGAGGCGACCAAUGAGAGGCUUCUGAUUGGAGACGGGGUCAGCAGGCACACGGUCAAAGAGGGGAAUGUUCGUGGGG
Anarrhichthys ocellatus (wolf-eel) is the source of this 620-nucleotide messenger RNA. Its product is annotated as acyl-coenzyme A thioesterase 1-like. The annotation marks the transcript as partial. Lineage: Eukaryota; Metazoa; Chordata; Actinopteri; Perciformes; Anarhichadidae. The transcript is spliced from 2 exons. The record is from RefSeq and is a predicted model, not a curated record. Gene Ontology annotation, biological process: fatty acid metabolic process; acyl-CoA metabolic process. Gene Ontology annotation, molecular function: fatty acyl-CoA hydrolase activity.